Molecule: messenger RNA, 7640 nt
Organism: Cherax quadricarinatus
Lineage: Eukaryota; Metazoa; Arthropoda; Malacostraca; Decapoda; Parastacidae
Source: RefSeq, a predicted model, not a curated record
UGGAGGAGGGAGUGUGAGUUAUCACAGAGCAGCACACAGCUGCUCAGUAGUGUUGUGGUGGGUGCUCCUGCUCCCGUUCUCUUCACUUGGUGGCAGACCCAUAACUGAUGUGAAGCUGCAGACACCUUUGGAUGUUAUGUCGAGGCAGAGACAGGAAGGUGGCAUUAACUUGCCUGAUAUUAUACAGACUAAAGCAUUCAAGAUCGUGAAUUCUGAAGGGCGUCAUGCACUAUUUUAUAUUUUUUCCAUUGCGUGUCCCAAAAAAGUGGGAGAAAAUUUGAAAGAUUAUUUUAUUAAUGUAGGGAAAAUGGAAGAAGGUGAUUUCAUAAAAUGGUUUACAAAUGAUCAACUUGGGAAAAUUUGUGACAAUCCAAGUGGUAGUGAUUUUGAUAUUACAUUAUUAUGUAGAUGUUUGGGACUGCCACUGCCAGGAUUAUCCAAAUGUGGAAGUAAAGUCUGGUCUUCGAAAGAUGAAACAAAAUUAGAGUGGCUCAUAACUAAAAUCAAGAAUGAUCGCAAUAAUAUUUCUCACAUACAAGAAAUUAAAGAUGAACCUGAAUUAAUUGAAUUUGCAAACAAUGUAAAUAUUCUCUUAGACAAAACCUACAGACUGGCUGGUAAAAACUAUAAAUGUGAUAAGACUGAAGUGGAAAAUAAAAUUUUUGAAAUGAAGAAAAAAAUUGAUGAGAUUGUAAAUGCACCUUUAACAUUAGAUGAAUGUCAGUGGCAGAUAAUGAAAGACCUGAUAGUUCAGCAAGAAAAUCAUAUUCAGAGAGCAUCUGCAGGGCUUAAAGAAAAGUACAAAAUAAUUUCAAAAAUUCACCCAGCAUCUUUUAUCACUCAUGUGGAAUCUUUAAAGGUUCAGAGCAUAUACUCCAAGGUGGAGGUUGUGGAGGAGCAACAUGAAAGCAAGGAAACUAAAACUAUUGAUCAUGAUGGUUUGCUAGAGCUGAAAACUAAUGAUGAUCAAGUAGCAUCAGUUAUUAUAGUUGAAGGUGAGGCAGGCAUGGGUAAAACUACACUCAUCAAACUUAUUCUGGCAGAAUGGGCCAACUUACCAGACAUUCCUAAUACAGUUCGAGGCUUGGAUGAAUAUGAAUUAAUUCUUCACUCUGAAUGCAGAAAUCAGUCAAUAUCUACUUUUCUUGACCUUGUCCUUGUUCUCUUUGAUCAGUCUUCUGUCGUGCUGUCAAAUGAUGAACUGUUACGUGCAGUUUUGAAUAAAAAGUCACUAGUCCUGUUGGAUGGAGUGGAUGAGUGGAAUGAAAAUUCAAAGAAGCUUGCAUUUGAACUUAUAGGGAAGAGAAUACCAGAGAGUGGUGGCAAGCUUCAGUUGCUUUGCACAACCAGACCAGAGAAAGUAGAGGAAUUACUAUCCUGCCUUCAAUCCAGUCCUUGGAUACAUACCAGAAUCCAGGGAAUCCAUCCAGACAAACAAAAUGAGUUUGUUGUUAAAUUUAUGCAGGUUAUGCAUAAAAAUUAUGCUGAAAAAUCCUUUAAUCUUGACACUGAGAUACACAAAUUGAAAGAAUUUCUGAAAAAGUCUCAUGCUAAAAUGGGAGAACAGUUCAAGCUGCCUUUGAAUCUAGCCUUACUGACAUAUCUCUGGGUUAAUGAUUCUGACAGUAUAAGUAUGGUGACAACAGCUACUGAACUUUAUUCGGUAUUUCACGAUUUUGGACAGAGGCGCCUUCUUGAUAGACUUUUCCGACGUCAAGAUGCAAGGAAUAAAAAUGAGUGGAAAAAGCAAUGUGAUGGCUUUCUUUGCAUUUUGUAUAGAGAGUGCCUAAUUGCACUAUCUAGAGUUGCCAUGCAGAUGCCUAAGGAAUGUACAAAAAAAUUUGAAUGCUUUUGUAGUGAGAAAAACCUGCCUCUUUCAGAUAUAUUAGAAUGUUACAUGGAGGUGUACAGAGAGUGGGGUACACAUGGAUACUUGACAAUAUUAGCACCCCCACACAAGACUAAGCUUGAGUUCUUCUCUGCACAUGGAGUAAUUAAUGAGAUCUGUCUCAACCAAAAUGUUGAAGAAGUUUUAAAUAGCAUGGAAAGUGUUCUUGCAGAACAUGGUGUACCACAUGAUGUACAGGUAUCUAUUUUAGAAUUUGCCCAAAAAAAAAUAAUGUGUCAGAACAAAAAAACUAUUCUGGGGGUGUUGGAGGAUCUUCAUUCCUCUACCAGUGAUCUGGAUUUCAAGCGAUACCAGAACAUGCUUAUUAUGAUGGCUGGAAUUUUGUCAAAAGACCAUGAAAUGCAUCUCCAUAACUAUGGGUCAGAACUCCUUCAGCUUUUGAAGAACAGUGGCCUGAGCAGUUAUCAGUUCCUAAAUAUUGUGGCAGAGACAAAGAAUAAUAACUUCAUUGCUCAGAAAGUGUCGGAGAAACUUACAGAAAAGGUAAGGAAUACGUAUAAGUAAUUUUUUUUUUUGUAAGUCCCUUCUGGGACUUGGUGAAAUCAGUUAUCUUGGUACAUACACAACAGAUACGAUACAUGCACUUGUGUUCUCACUGGCUUGUACCUGUUCUCAGUUAAAUUUAAACCUUAAUGCAUCAGAAUGGCAGUUUUUUUUUUUUUUUGAGCUGCUUCAAGUGAAACAACUCUGGUAUUGUUCAUGAGUGACCAGUUUUGUUUACAAGUGAGGCAGAACCUUGCUUUACAUAUUUCAUACAUUUGAAUGUAUUAUACAGUAAUGUCCAGUCAGAAGCUUAACUGAUGUGCUGGCAAGUAAAAGAGCAUAAAUGCCAACCUGACCCAAAAAUAUUUUUUUAUUUCAUUCUGUUUUAUGUUUGUAUUUGUCUUGUGGUGGAGGGACAAACAAAACUGUCGCUGAAUUAUUGUCAAAAAUUUCCUUGAAAGUGAUAACUUCUCAACGUUAGGAUGUCACACCUGGUCUGUUGAGUCUCAGAUGCAGAAACAAUGAUAGGAACUGCCACUGGUGAUAAAUAUGGCAGGAAAGUGCCAGCAAACAAAAUAACAAUGUGGGAGCCAAUAUUGUUGGUCAGUAUAUUAACAUGCUUCAAGGUUUGUCUUCCCAUUACACUUAUUCCAGCUCACCUUAUGGGUAUUUCAUUGGUUUAUAGCAUCACUACCCCUUCAGGGUUUAGCACUUAAUUUGAUUAUGCAGUAAUACAAUGUUUACAUGUUGGUAAUAAUAAAAUACACCUACCAUCCGACUUACGACCGAGCUUGGUUUUGACCAACCGGUCGUAAGUUGAAAUGGUUGCAAGUCUGACAACACAAACAGUUGUUUGUUUGCAUACAAAACAUUUGCAUGCAUGAAAACAUACGAAAACAUUCAUAUGCAUGAACAGAAAAGUACAAAAUAACUUAAGCUAAGCUGUAAACAGUAUGGUCGUUAGUAUGAGUGGUCGUAUGUCAAGCAGGUUGUAAGUCGGAUGGUAGGUGUACUUUACUGAAAUACUAUUUUUCUGGCAUAUAAGCCACACCCUAAUUUUGGCAGACAUAUUUUUAGAAAAAUUAAAAUAUGCAUUACUACUAGGCCUAGUGAGUAAAUGCUGUUAAGCCGUCACGACUAACACUAAACAAAUCAAACAAACUAUUUCUGUAAUGUGGAUUAUUGUAUAAUAUACAAUUAGGAUAAAUGACAUGCAUAAACUAUAAAAAGCCUCUUUUUAUGCAAGGUAUUUUAGGCAGCCUAAUUUGAUACAAAAAAUGCCUUUCUAGAAGUAAGAGUUGAAGAAAGGAUAGAACGAAAACAUGGGCAAUACUGGAUGAAAGACAGGGUUUCAGGAUUUGUUCAGUACUGUAUAAUAAGUUGUCAGGAUCACAUUAAGGUAAGGAGGUGUUUUUUUAACAGUAACUUUGAAGUGGCUUGCAGAUAGAGAGAGACUGGAAUCUUCAGGCAAAUAUUUCCAGAUUUUAGGUCAUUUUAUGCACAUUGACAUUUGACAUGGGGUGAGUUGGACUUGAUGAAUAUCAGAGAUUUUUGUCUAUGCCUAUGAGUUCUGUUACAAGUAUAAAAGAUAAAAAGAUAAAGAUUUUAUUUCUGUGUAAAGGGUACAGUGUGUAAUUAUAGUUUUGAUUUGUUAAGUACAAAGAAAGCCACCAUCAUGCAGACUAAUCCUAAUACUUCUUAAAAACUACUUAAGUCUAGACAUGAUAUGAGUGGUUAUCUUUUUAAUAAAUCUGUAUUUUAUCUUGAUACACUAAUGCAAGGUAGUCAAAUGUGGAAGUUUAUAAGAAUAAUAUAGUGGACCCCCGGUUAUCAUAAUUAAUCCGUUCCAGAGUGUGACUAAAACUGAACUUGACGAUAUCCCAAUUCAUUUUCCCCAUAAGAAAUAAUGUAAAUCCAAUUAAUCUGUUCCAGACACCCAAAAGUAUUAAAAAAAAUAUUUUUUUUUUUACAUGAAAUAUACAUUUACAGUGGUACCCCGAGUUUCAGCCAUAAUUCGUUCCAGAAGGCUGUUCGAGUGCCAUUACCGAACGAUUUUGAUUAGAUUAGUCCAUUGCAGACCCCCAAAAAUACACUUACAAAAGCACUUACACUGUACGAAACUCGGGAUGCCACUGUACCUACACAGAAAACAAUGAGACAUGAAGAAUAAACGAUAAUAACAUGAUACGUACUUACCUUUAUUGAAGACUUGUUGAUGUAUGGAAGACAGGAGGAGGGGAGAGGAUGGAGGAGUUACUAUUGUUUGGAAGGGGAAUCCUCUUCCAUAAAAGGCUUCAGGUACCAAGUCCUUUUCUGGGGUUACUUCCCUUCUUUGCUUUUUAAUGCCACUAGGACCAGCUUGAAAGUCACUGAACCCCUGUUGCUCAAAAUUUUUUCCAGAGAGCUCUGUUUCUGGCAUUUCUUUAAAAUUUCCCUACAAUGGGACACAACAUUGUCAUUGUACAUGUUGCCAACACAGCCUGCAACAGCUUUGUCAGGGUGAUAUUCAUCCACAAAUGUUUGCACCUCACUCCACUUUGCACAAAUGUCCUUAAUCUUUGAAGAAGGCACCUUCUUCCAUCUCUCUUCCUUCUCCUCUGAAGCAAUUUCCUGAGCUGUGGUCUGUUGCUGUUGCAGAUGAAGCUCUUGCAGCUCUUCAGUGGUUAGCUCCUCCCUGUGGUCCUCCACCAACUCUUCCACAUCCUUGCCACUCUCCUCCAACCCCAUGUAAUCUUGAAGUUGCACAUAACAAAUAACAAUACGUAUUACGAAUAAUGGUUCAAGCAGUACUGUUUUAUGGAUUAGCAGAUGUUUUAAUAGACUAGAGGUCAUAAAAUAUUUGGGAGUUGCUUCAUACUGAUUAGAAGCUGUGUUGUUUAGUAUUGAAAGAUGAGAUGAUUUUUAAGCAUAGCCCUAAACUUGUGUGCAAUCAGGGGAUCUUUUACCAGUGCAGGUAGUGAAUUCCAGAUCUUUGGGCCCUUUAUGUGCAUUGCAUUUUUGCCCAGUGUGAGACUGACAUGAGGGAUGUCAAUGAGUGCUUUGUGGUUUGUAUUUUGACUGUGUUCUAUUGUAGCUGUCAAGGAGAAGUUUAAGCGGAGGGUUUAUAUUGGAGUUUAAUGCUCUGUACAUAUAGUAGGCAUAAUAAUAUGAGUGUAUCUUUUGUAUAUUUGGUAGGUUCAAGCUUUUGAAAAGUGGUGAGGUGUGUUGUCUGGCACAGGAGUUGAUCAUCUGCACAGCAGCUUUUUGUUGGUAACUAUUAAAGGUUUAAGAUAGUUAAUCGUGGUCAUUCCCCAGGCACAAAUACCAUAGGUGAGGUAGGAAUAUAUUAGAGAGUGGUAUAGGAUAAGGGGUGUCGUUUGGGGUACAUAGUACUGUAUCUGGGAAAGGAUGCCUACUGAUUUGGAGAUUAUCUUGGAUAUAUGCUGGAUGUGGGAAUGAAAUUUAAGAUUAUAGUUAAUGUGAAGACCUAAAAAUGGGGGAACCAUGUAUUGAUAUGUUAAGUUGGAUAUUUAAGGCUCUAUUUCCAAACAGCAUGAAUUAGGUUUUGUUUAUAUUGAAAGUGAGUUUGUUGGUCGUCAUCCAAGCAGAUAUUUUUUUUUGUAGCUCGAAGUUUGCAAUGUCUCUAAGUAUAGCCAGGUUUAAGGAGUUGGGAUGCAUUGAGGUGAUCAUUGGUUUAGAUCAGAAAGAUGAGUGGGCCACUCCGACAGCUACAGGCUGGGUAGUGGAGUUAACUUCAUAUGUGUAUACAUACUGGUGCCUAUUGCUAAGACUAUGCAAAUACUAUGCACUUGGUAUCUGCAGGCAUGGAAUAUCUGGAAAAACAGAAGGGACGUGCAACUUUGACCACCCCAGAAAAUGCUUGCCCAUAUGACAACAGAAAAAUGCAACCUCCCUUCCUGUAAGCUUUUUCACCCUGAAAUGAGUCACUCUUCAGUUCAGGUAAGACAGUGCUAUAACUUAUAUUGCCAGGCACACCACCUAAAGGGUACAAGAAGAUACAGAACAUCCAGGCCAUGGGAAAACCUGGAUAGCCACAGCCACUCCAGAGAGAGGUUUUUUAGCACCAGAAAGGUAGCAAGAAAUGACAGAAACUGUAUGCCAACUCCAAUCAUUCCUGGAGUGGAAUCACAGUCAAUGGCACUCCAAAACAACAGAUAUUAGUGCCUGGAAAAAAAGACCCCCCCAUCCCAUAUCACCAAUCCAGCGACAUUCAUCUUUGCAAAUAUACAGGGUCAAAAGCCAGCAAUGAAUAACAAAAUACCUUUCCUCCGUGGACUGCUUAUGGAGUCAAAUGCAAUGUUGGUGGAUUUCACAGAAGCCCACAUAAAGGAUCACUUGGACAACGAAAUAUGGAUCCCAGGUUAUAACCUAUACAGAUGUGACAGAGUGAACAGGCAAAAGUAAGGGGUUGGCCUGUGUAUCACAGAGUCACUUAUAUGCUCAGAACUACUAAAUGCCUCAAAUGAUGUAUGUAGUUGAAGUUUUAGCAGUAAAGAUCAAGAACCAAAACCUGGUCAUUGUGGUUGUAUACAAGCCUCUAGAUGCAACGUCCCAACAAUUCCAGGAAUGGCUCUUGAAAAUUGACCACUGUCUGGAAUAUCUUCCAGCUCCUGCCCCCAACAUCUUGCUCCUGGGGGAUUUCAACCUAAGGGACCAAACAUGGAGGAAUAUAGCAAAUAAUGUGGUAGCAGAAAUAACACCAGGAGGCAGCUCAGAUAAAAACUCGCACACACACGAGCUUUUAAAUCUGCACCAAAUUCACCUUAAACCAGCAAAUAAUAGAGCCUACAAGAUUGGAGAAUAUGCUGGACCUCAUCUUCACUAACAAUGAUGAUCUGAUACGAAAUGUCAUCAGAUCACAACAUAAUAGAGGUCCAGACAUGUAUGCAGGGAGCCCUAGACCGACAAAAUAUGAUCAGUCACAAGGGAGCCUUCACCAAAUUCAACUUCAAUAACAAACACAUAAGGUGGGACCAAUAAACCAAGUCCUAAAUGAUAUAAACUGGGAAGAUAGACUAAGCAACACAGAUUAACUCUGUGGCACUUGAGGUAUGCUCAGGGCAUAUUCCCUUAAGGAAAAGGAAGAGAAGAUGUAAACUAGAAAGAGAAAGGCACUCCCUAUACAGGCAAAGGCAAAGAAUAACAGAGCGGCUACAAGAGGCCAAUAUAUCUGCAAUACAUAGGGAGAAUCUUGCAAAAGUCAAGAAACACGAGAAGAACUGAAAGCCAUAAAUGAAAUUGAAAGAAA